AAACAGAGGAGCAGUAGGGGGAGAGACGAUCAUCGGACCUGGGUUCAACCUGGCCKCCUUUAUUCUUCUGUUUUCCUGUUUUUUGUGAGCGAACGGUCCUUUAGACCAUAAGAAUAUUUCUUUCCAACUUCAGCUACAGUGAUAGCUAAGUUUGGAAGGGAGGAAAAUUAGAAAAAAACGAUUUUUUUGUUUGUUUUUUUCCUUAUAUUUUCUGCCGAAGCUUGAAUGCAGAGGGGCUGACCUUUGAAAACAAGGAGAAAUUUAAAAACCCUCCAAGUUUUUUUCUCUACAACUUUAAAAAUGGAUAAUACUGCACCGAAGAAGACCUGCUGCGAAUCCUUCCAGGAUUUCUUCACUUCAGCUAAAUUUCUUAUUUACAUGGGACAUGCACUGUCAACAUGGGGGGACCGGAUGUGGAACUUCGCCGUGGCGGUCUUCCUGGUGGAGCUGUACGGGGACAGCCUGCUCCUCACGGCGGUGUACGGGCUGGUGGUGGCCGGCUCCGUGCUCCUGCUGGGCGCCAUCAUCGGCAACUGGGUGGACAGGAACCCCAGACUGAAAGUGGCCCAGACGUCGCUGCUGGUCCAGAACAGCUGCGUGAUCGUGUGCGGCGUGCUCCUCAUGCUCGUUUUCCACUUCAAAGAGCAGCUCUCGGUGCUCUACAAUGGAUGGAUUCUGACGGUCUGCUACAUUCUGGUCAUCACCAUAGCCAACAUCGCCAACCUGGCGAGCACGGCGACCUCCAUCACCAUCCAGCGGGACUGGGUGGUGGUGGUGGCGGGUCAGGACAGCAGCAGUCUGGCAGACAUGAACGCCACGGUGCGGAUCAUCGACCAGCUGACCAACAUCCUGGCUCCGCUGCUGGUGGGUCAGAUCAUGGACUUCGGCUCGCACUUCGUCGGCUGUGGCUUCAUCUCCGGCUGGAACCUGUGCUCCAUGUGCGUGGAGUACGCUCUGCUGUGGAAGGUGUACCAGAAGACGCCGGCUCUGGCCGUGAAGGCCGGACAGAAGGAGCAGCACGAGCUCAAACAGCUGAGCCCACAGAAAGAUCCUGAGGGCAGUCAGAGUCCCGAGGAGUCGUCUCAGCCUCUGAUGAACGAGGCGGCGGUGGUGGUGGUGAAGUCCCUGGACUCGUCCAAGCCUCGCGGCUGCUGCCAGCAGGUGUUGGAGCCGCUGCAGACCCUCAAGUCCGGCUGGGUGUCCUACUACCAGCAGGACAUCUUCUUGGCGGGCAUGUCCCUGGCCUUCCUCUACAUGACGGUGCUGGGCUUCGACUGCAUCACCACGGGCUACGCGUACACUCAGGGCCUCAACGGCUCCGUGCUCAGCCUGCUGAUGGGCGCCUCCGCCGUCUCGGGGAUCUGCGGCACCGUGGCCUUCACCUGGGUCCGCAAGAAGUGCGGCCUGAUCCGAACGGGCUUCAUCUCGGGCGUGGUCCAGCUGUCCUGCCUCACCAUGUGCGUCUUCUCCGUCUUCGCUCCCGGGAGCCCCUUCGACCUCACCGUCUCGCCCUUCCAGGACCUUUACACCCACCUGGUGGGAGGCCAGAGCCUGCCCGAGGCGGACCACGUCCUCACCGGGGUGAACGCCACCACCACGGCGCCGCCGCCGGCCCAGGAGCUGCCUCCUCUGCAGUCCUACAUGUCGGUCAGCAUGCUGUUUGCUGGCGUCAUCGCUGCCAGAGUCGGUCUGUGGUCCUUCGACCUGACCGUGACCCAGCUCAUCCAGGAGAACGUCAUCGAGUCGGAGCGCGGCGUGAUCAAYGGCGUCCAGAACUCCUUGAACUACCUCUUAGACCUGCUGCACUUCAUCAUGGUGAUCCUGGCCCCCAACCCGGAGGCCUUCGGCCUGCUGGUCCUCAUCUCCGUGUCCUUCGUGGCCAUGGGUCACAUGAUGUACUUCCGUUUCGCCUUCAAGAGCCUGGGCAGCCGCCUGUUCCUCUGCUGCUCGCCGGAGCAGAAGGUGGAGGAGGAGGGCGGCCCCUCGCUCCCCACCACCGUCUAACGCCGUUAAAGAGACUGUUCUGUUCCAGGUACAAGCCCGSCCGGCCUGACCCUGUAUCUUAUGCCCCUUUUCCACUAGUACCAGUUCACGCUUUUCCAUUAGGCCAGUUUCAUGRAACCAGCCCUUUAUUUAGUGCCUACUUCAUUGUGGUUCCAAGCUGCUCGCACGACUCGCAACGAAACAGUGUUCAAAGAGUUGUCGGAGCUGAUGGCCACUCGUGGCUACGAGAGAACCCCGAAGCAGUGUCGGGACAAACUGAAARGGUUGAAGUGCGAUUACGGCACGAUUGAGGACCACAAUGGAAGGAGCGGUUCAAACYGGUUCAAACCCACUGCUACGYUUAAUGGUUGCCUACAAACAUCAUUACAAUCACCUUCAGGCAAAUACGUGAUGACAAUUUUCGGACUGUGGAAAUGUCCAAAACACACCCACUGGAACCGGACUGGAACGUCAAUGGAAAAGCACCCGAUUUGACCCAUUCCGACACUGACCGUACCAACACUGACCGUACCAACACAGACCGUACCGACACAGACUGUUCCGACACAGAUGUACCUACACUGACCGUUCCGACAUAGACCGUACCGACACUGACCGUUCCGACACAGACGUAUCUACACUGACCGUUCCGACAUAGACUGUACCGACACUGACCGUUCCGACACAGACGUAUCUACACUGACCGUUCCGAUGUAGACCGUUCUGACACAGACGUACCGACACAGAUGUACCUACACUGACCGUUCCGACAUAGACGUAUCUACACAGACCGUACCGACACCGACUGAUCCGACACAGAUUGUUCCGACAUAGAUGUACCUACACUAGGGUUGGGCAUAAUCGUAUCGUGUGCAAUUAAUCGUCAGAAAAACGAUUAUUUUUUGGCACUUGACGAUUAAUACGAUUUAUGCCACCCGGCAGACRGACUGGAGAUUUCAGUCCACUCGGUGCUCCUCUCCACUUCAAAUGUGAUGAAAAAUUUUUUUAAAAGGUGUGUAAUUUAUUUAUCMAUCAACAAAAUUUAAMAUUUGAUAUAUAGCCUGAAGUCUGUAAUUUUGACACAAUUCGGAACAGGUUUGUAUGAAGAGCAAAUCUUUCCCACUUAAUUGGUCAUGUGACUAUGGCAUGAGGGUGUCCAGGAACUCCAGGRGAUUAAUCGUCAAAUUAAUCGUUAUCGGCUAAAUACCACAAUUAAUCGUGAUUAAUUUUUUUGCCAAUAUUGCCCAACCCUAACACUGACCGUUCCGACACAGACUGUUCAACACAGAUGUACCGACACUGACCGUACAGACACAGAUGUACCGACACUGACCGUACCGACACAGACUGUACCGACACUGACCGUACCGACACAGACUGUUCCGACACAGAUGUACCGACACAGACUGUUCCAACACAGAUGUACCGACACUGACCGUACCGACACAGAUGUACCGACACUGACCGUACCGACACAGAUGUACGACACUGACCGUACCGACACAGACUCUGACCGUACCGACACAGACCGUUCCGACACAGACCGUACCGACACAGACUGUGACUGUUCCGACACAGACCGUACCGACACAGACCGUACCGACACAGACCGUUCCGACACAGACCGUACCGACACAGAUCGUUCCGACACUGACCGUACCGACACAGACCGUUCUGACACUGACCGUACCAACACAGACCGUUCCGACCCUCACCGUACCGACACAGACUGUUCCAACACAGAUGUACCGACACAGACUGUACCGACACUACACUAGGGGGCAAUAGUGGAAAAGGGGCGUUAUUUACCCAACUAACACCGCAGCUUCGUAGGAUCCUGAUGCUAACCACUGCUAGCCUACUAGCUUGUAGCAGAAACCUGGUAGUGUAAUUUUAGAAGGCGGGGCUUUGCUCAUUAACACGCGUAGUCUCACCGUAUCAUCUUCUCCCGUUAGCCCCGGUCGAGCCGGAGGGCGCUCUGGCGUACGGGCGGGUCAAACGGUGGAGAAGUMAGGGAACGGGUGGCCGAGGCUGGUGUGGGCGGCUUGUUGUUUUUAACCAAACACACAACGAGUCUCUUUAACGGUGAUGAGGGUUACAUUAAUUCUAUUUAUUCUCAGACGGUGUUUUGUUUUUGUACRGACUCAGCAGUAUUGUGUCUUCUUCUUGUGCCAUAAGAAACAAACCCUCUGGAGGCCACGGUGGCAACGCUCAGUUACCAAAGCCCACCUGCGCCGAGGCUCCAGAGGAAGUGAGGGAACCGGUUCUGUUCGCAGCAUUCCAGGACGUUCAAACAACCCAACCCUCUUUACUCUGUGAUUUCUUUCAGUGAUUUUUACUUCUCUUCCUGUCGUGAUUGUCGUUACUCAGGCACUUUAAAGCGAUCGGUCAUUGCUCACAGAUAAUGCGUGAUCAGGCACWAGAGUUCAAUAGUUUUGCACAUCAACCCCCCUCCUCGCCCGCCUGUCUCGCUCACGUGACAGGUUUGUGGUUUCAAACGAGGCACAAAAUGCUCAGCAUCACGUGUUCAGGUGGGGGUCGCUUUACUUUGGAAAAACUCGUUUCCUCAAACGAAGCCCAGCCAACGUCUAAGUCAGCAAAAAAAACAAAGAAACCUUGAACAGACGAUGGUUGAGUCUGUGUUGCUUUAAAAAUGUAGAUUUUUAGGGAUUUGGAGUCAAAACUCGGUGCUACAGUCAGACUUCUGUAAUCGUUAAAGUCCAUCAAACCGAGCUGCUUUCACCGCCUCAAACGGUUGUUUUUACUCAUUUAACUGGAGCCUUGUUUUGCCCGUUUGACUCGUGGUUCAGAGUCGAAAAGCUUCAACAAACAAACAAAAAAAAUCCAUCUAUUGAUUAAAACCACUYUAAAAGAUUACAGUCUGACUUCUCGAAGUGAAAACAAAAAGACUUCAGCGAACUUUAGCACAGUUUGUGGCUCGUUUCUUGACAUUUAAAUUAAAAUGUUAAAGUUUUAAUGGAAGCUGCAGACCAGGUUAAAGAUGAUGUUUUGUUUUUAAGUUCAGGAACCUGCUGGUCGACGCAUUAAAAGAGUUCAGGAACACGAUGGUAAACUUUGUUUUAAAUGUAGAAAUCCAUCUUUAAUGCAGAAAAUAAAUGAAUAAAUGUACUGUAAUGUUGUUCGUUUUGAAAAUAUUUUAAGUGUUUUUGUAUCAAGUUUGAGAUUUUAUUGGAAAUUUCUGCCUUUUAUCUGAAUAUACCUGCUUUAAUCUUUAAAUGCGUGUGUGUGUGUGUGCGUGUGUGAACAUACAGUAUUGUAGUUUCCGUAGGCAGAGGCUUUAAAUCACGCUGCUUUUUGUGUAGAAAUCACACUCCAGUAGAAUUGAGGAUGUUGUAAAUGCUUCUGUUGUGUGUAAUUUUUGAAUUAAAAAGAAUUUGCAACAAC
Molecule: messenger RNA, 5388 nt
Organism: Austrofundulus limnaeus
Lineage: Eukaryota; Metazoa; Chordata; Actinopteri; Cyprinodontiformes; Rivulidae
Gene: slc40a1
Product: solute carrier family 40 member 1
Exons: 8
Coding region: 301-2004 (567 amino acids)
Biological process (GO): iron ion transmembrane transport
Cellular component (GO): basolateral plasma membrane
Molecular function (GO): peptide hormone binding; iron ion transmembrane transporter activity
Source: RefSeq, a predicted model, not a curated record